Paramecium pentaurelia is the source of this 1177-nucleotide messenger RNA. The record is from the annotation of a GenBank genome assembly. Lineage: Eukaryota; Ciliophora; Oligohymenophorea; Peniculida; Parameciidae.
AUGAGAGAUAGUCGAGAUAGAGCUAAUACUCAAGUCGAUAAUAAUUCAUAUGAAGAAAUCCUCAAGAAAUAUAAGAACAUAGCUCAAUCUAGUAAUAUGUCAACAUAAUUGGAAUCUAUUCAAGAAGAUGAACCUCAAUCUAAUUUUUCUAUUGAUUAAAUGGAAAAGGAUACAGAAAAAAAUUAAUUUCUAAGAAAAACAAAUGACUUGGAUCUAGUCAAUCAAAAUGAUUGUAAUUAAUAAGAAUAUUAUAUUAUUAGCAAUCUUUAAAUGUACUUUAAGUGAUGAAAAAUUAAAAGAAUUAAAAUAAGGUAAAAAUGAAUGUUGUAUAUGUCAUAAAAGUUCAUCACUUAUUCAUAAAUUGAAACAAUGUAAGUUCUGUGGUAAUGUUGUAUGUAAAGAACAUGGAAAAAAGAAAAGAAAAGAUCCUAAUAAUAAUUCAUUAUUAAAAAGAUUAUGUGAAAUUUGUGAAGACAAAUAUAUUAGACUUACUGUAGAAACAGCAUACAAAUAGAAAAGAGAUUAAUUGGCUUAAUAAGCAUUAGAAUUAGAUUUAUAAUCAAAAGAAUUAUUAUAGGAUAUUAGAUCUUUGUAGAAUUAAGUUUCUGAAAUCUAAUAAUAAGGUGUUAAAUAAUAAGGAGAAUAUAAAUAAAUAUAAAAUGAACUUAUCUUUAAAACAUAGAAAUUAGAUAAUGAAAUUAAAAGUUAUUAAGAUGAGAAUCUUAAAUUGAAAUCUAUUAUUCAAUCCAUAAAAAAAGAAAUGUAAUUAUUGAAUGAAAGAUUAAAUGAAAAAAAAUUGGAUUCUUAAAAGAAAUAGAAUCAAUUAUAUUAAAUUGAAUAAGAGAUUUAAUAUAAUGAUAUUGAAUGUUAAAAAGAGAUGUUAGAAAUAGAAAAGUUAUAAUUGACCAUACAAUCUAAAAAAUAAAAUAAUCAAUAAUAAUAAUAAUAGAAAUCUUAAAUUUAGAAAAGUGAGAUUAAAAAUUAUUAGUAAUAUAUUUAAACUGAUGAUUCUUCAACUAUUUAAUAAUAUAAUCCUUAUUUAAAUAGUAAUAAUAAUUUAAUAAUUAAUAACAAUUAAAGUAGUGAAAAUGAAACAGAAAUAUUAGAUAAUAAAAGAAAGAAUUCUAAAAAAUAAUAAGAAGAUAGAGAAGAAGCUAAUUGUUGUUAAAUUAUGUGA